This is a messenger RNA of Mastomys coucha (southern multimammate mouse), 3968 nucleotides long. It is a transcript of the gene Ophn1, whose product is annotated as oligophrenin 1. The transcript has 25 exons. Gene Ontology annotation, molecular function: GTPase activator activity; protein binding. Gene Ontology annotation, biological process: signal transduction. NCBI's taxonomy places the organism in Eukaryota, Metazoa, Chordata, Mammalia, Rodentia, Muridae. The coding region runs from base 665 to 3073 and encodes 802 amino acids. Gene Ontology annotation, cellular component: cytoplasm. The record is from RefSeq and is a predicted model, not a curated record.
ACGCUUUCCAGAUGGAGUCCUAGGGCGCUGACUGCUCCCCAGUUUCCGUAGGGAAGCGCAGGGCUACCACAGCUAUUGUGCGUAGCGCUGUCGCCCUCCUCUUCCCGCUGCCUGCUGUCGUGUUGUUGGAGGAAAGCUACGUUUCCUUGCCGCUGGGCUUAACUCUCUAAGUGCCAAACCCCACAUCACGAUGGCUCCCAGGAACCAGUAGGCGGUCUCUGCAGCUGCCGAGUAGUGGACGACGAGCCCCGAAGACCCGAGGAACACAUCCGAAGGGAGCCCGUGCUCUCGUUCGGUCUCGGGGUUAGGGCUCGGCCAGCGUGAAACGGUGGCAUUGGCUUUAAGAAGGGGGAGGGGAGGCACAGUCUGGCUCUCUUGGGGAGCCAGGGGAAGGAAGCCUCGGCUGGCUUGGGAGCGCAAAGAGGCGGCCCCCGCGCCCGCGCUCUCCCUGCCUCCACCCUGGGACGCCCGGGACACGGCGCUGUGCUUUGGGGAGACGAUGACCAGGGGGCGUGCUGCUCCCUAGGCUGCACCCUGCCGGCGUCAGAAGGCGUUGGUAAGCACUCCUGGUCAUUCGCAGCCACCGCCGGACUACGCGCUCCAGAUACACACCAGCGGGCGCUCCCAAGAGUUUCAUUGGAACAGCCCCUCCGCUAUCCUAAUCAUGGGGCAUCCCCCGCUGGAGUUCAGCGACUGCUACCUCGACAGCCCCGAUUUCCGCGAGAGGCUCAAGUGUUAUGAACAGGAGCUGGAGAGGACCAAUAAAUUCAUCAAAGACGUGAUCAAAGACGGCAGCGCGCUUAUCAGCGCUAUGAGAAAUUACUCUUCCGCGGUUCAGAAAUUUUCCCAGACACUCCAGUCAUUUCAAUUUGAUUUCAUUGGAGACACACUGACUGAUGAUGAGAUUAAUAUUGCGGAAUCAUUCAAGGAAUUUGCUGAGUUGCUCAAUGAAGUAGAAAAUGAAAGGAUGAUGAUGGUACAAAAUGCUAGUGACUUGCUGAUCAAACCCCUGGAAACUUUUCGGAAGGAACAAAUAGGUUUCACAAAGGAGAGGAAGAAGAAAUUUGAAAAGGAUGGUGAGCGGUUUUACUCAUUACUGGACCGGCACUUACAUUUGUCAUCCAAAAAGAAAGAAUCUCAGUUACUAGAGGCAGACCUCCAAGUGGAUAAGGAAAGGCACAAUUUCUUUGAAUCAUCCCUUGACUAUGUUUAUCAAAUUCAGGAAGUCCAGGAGUCAAAGAAGUUCAAUAUUGUGGAGCCGGUCUUGGCCUUCCUUCAUAGCCUCUUCAUUUCUAACAGCUUGACUGUGGAGCUCACACAGGAUUUCCUGCCAUACAAACAGCAGCUGCAGCUUAGCUUACAGAAUACAAGAAAUCAUUUUUCCAGUACCCGGGAGGAGAUGGAAGAACUUAAGAAAAGGAUGAAAGAAGCUCCUCAGACAUGCAAGCUUCCAGGACAGCCAACCAUUGAAGGCUAUCUCUAUACACAGGAGAAAUGGGCCCUGGGGAUAUCCUGGGUGAAAUACUACUGUCGGUAUGAGAAAGAGACCAGGAUGCUCACCAUGACACCUAUGGAACAGAAGCCGGGUGCUAAGCAGGGACCUGUGGACUUAACUUUGAAGUACUGCGUGAGAAGGAAGACAGAGUCAAUUGACAAAAGAUUCUGUUUUGAUAUAGAAACUAAUGAAAGACCAGGAACCAUCACUCUGCAGGCGCCUUCAGAAGCCAAUCGAAGGCUGUGGAUGGAAGCCAUGGAUGGGAAAGAACCUAUCUACCACACUCCUAUAACAAAACAGGAAGAAAUGGAGCUGAAUGAAGUGGGGUUCAAGUUUGUUAGGAAGUGCAUCAAUUUUAUUGAGACCAAAGGGAUCAAGACAGAAGGGUUGUACCGCACUGUGGGCAGCAACAUCCAGGUUCAGAAGUUGCUCUAUGCCUUUUUUGAUCCCAAAUGUCCAGGGGAUGUCGAUUUCCAGAACAGUGACUGGGACAUUAAGACAAUCACAAGCUCUUUAAAAUUCUACCUCAGGAAUCUCUCAGAGCCUGUCAUGACUUAUAAGCUCCACAAAGAGCUCGUCUCUGCUGCCAAAUCUGACAACCUGGAUUACCGUCUGGGGGCUAUUCACUCCCUAGUAUAUAAGCUACCAGAAAAGAACCGGGAGAUGCUGGAACUUUUAAUCAGGCACUUGGUAAAUGUGUGUGAGCACAGCAAAGAGAAUCUUAUGACACCUUCCAAUAUGGGGGUAAUCUUUGGGCCCACCCUGAUGAGAGCUCAAGAGGACACUGUGGCUGCUAUGAUGAACAUCAAAUUCCAGAACAUUGUGGUAGAAAUCCUGAUUGAACACUUUGGCAAGAUUUAUUUAGGUCCACCCGAAGAUAGCCAAGUACCUCCAGUGCCUCCACCUCGAGUGACAGCAAGAAGACACAAACCAAUUACAAUCUCAAAGCGCUUGCCGAGAGAAAAGGCAUUAUUCUAUACUUCUUCCCUGGAUGAAAAUGAAGCUGAAAGUCACCAUCAAACUCCUAAUGGUACAAUCACUAGCAACCUGGAUACCCCGAAGCUACCACAGCACCUCAAACUACCCAUGCAGAAAAGUGGGGAAACCGACCCUGGAAGAAAGUCCCCAAGUAGACCUGUUUCUGACUGUCAAUCGGAGCCCUGUCUAGAGGUGGAUGUGGGGAAGUUGGUAUUUAGGUUGCAGGAUGGAGGGACCAAGGCUACUUCAAAGGCUUCCAAUGGACCUGUUCCAGGCUCUGGACACACAAAGACCUCCUCUUUCCAUAUAAAGAGACCAGCUCCCAAGCCAGUGGUUCACUACAAGGAAGGAGAUACUGAUGGUUUCAGCAAAGUCCGUCCCCUAGGAGAAAAGCAAACAAUCAUCCGUCCUCCAGUGAGGCCCCCAGACCCUCCUUGCCGAUCCAGCACUUCACAAAAGCUAGAGCCCAAACCAGAAACAGUGCCUGGCAAUGCAGAGGAAAUCCCAUCAUCUGUGGUGGCAUCCAGGACCAGAUUCUUUGAAACAGCUUCCCGGAAAACUGGAAGUUCUCAAGGAAAACUUCCUGGAGAUGAGAGUUGAGGCCACAGGAUUCAAAGGACUGGCCUUGAGAAGGAUCCUUUUCUGGAUGGAAAGGGUCUACUUCAAACCCUUGUGAGCAAUUGGUGCUGAAGAGCUCUUUCUGGCCUUGUAGGUUCAGUGUCUGGGAACCUAUAAAAUAAGGAGCACAUGUCUUAGGCACAUGUUUGUUUCUCCUUUGUAUUCUGUCUUCACCUCCCCAGAAUUUCUGUUGUGAGCAAUUCCUAGGAUACUGGAUGGCUGGAUUCUCUCAAGCUCCAAGCUCUACUGAAGUGAAAAUACCCACUGAUCUGUAUCGAAGAAUAGAGCCUAGUUUCCCAAUCUUCUCUGAACAGCUUCUUUCCUCAAAAGUCAUUGGAUUCUGCAUGAUUCAGGGCUAAAGACUGUUCUUAGGGGUCUUACCCUGAUCUAAAGACAACUCAAAUUGGGGCCAUUGUUUACCUUAUUUGGAAGGGGGUAGGGAUGUUAGCUGAAUAUUGGAGAAUUGUAUCAUGUCUCUUUCCAAGGAUAUGGAUACUGACUAAUUCCAGAUUGGUACCCUGGAACUAUGGAAAUCCAGAGGGGCUAAACUGCAUGAAUAGUUCCCACCCAGUGGCCUUCCAUAAUAUGGGCUUAGGAAGAUAGGCUUUUCUCUUUUUGUUUCCAGCCUCUGAGGACAAAUCUGCUAAGCAUGUUUUGCAUGUCAAUACCUAGGCCUGUCUGGUUUUUGCUUCCUCCUACUUUUUCCCAAUAGCUUCCUUUCCAGUAAUCAACAAAUAAAACAAAACAGAAACCAUUUCUGUUCAAAAAAGGGGGAGGUGUCAAAUGUUAGGAAAAAUUGUUAAGAUUGACUGAGUCCAAGGAAUUGUUGCUCUUACUUCUCAUUUGCCUCUAGCUUACAUGCUCUUUUAUUUCCCUC